Messenger RNA from Yamadazyma jaroonii, 1068 nucleotides. The record is from the annotation of a GenBank genome assembly. NCBI's taxonomy places the organism in Eukaryota, Fungi, Ascomycota, Pichiomycetes, Serinales, Debaryomycetaceae.
AUGAAGUUAGACUGGAGUAAGAUUAAUAUAAAGUUAUUAGGUGAUAUCUUCUUCCUUACAGGAGCUGGACUUUCUAUGUAUUAUUUAAUAAAUCAUAUUCUCCAAGAUUCUAUGGGAGACCAAUCAGUAAAAUCAAAAGAAUCUAGAAAGAAAAGUCAAGGAGUGUUGAAAAAGAUCACCAAUAAGAACCCUGAAUUGAAGAAUUUGGUCCUUAAUGAGUAUGAAAAGUCACUAUUGAAUUCAUUAAUCACUCCUGAUGAUAUAAAUGUGGACUUUAAUGAUGUAGGAGGAUUAACAGAUGUUAUCGAUGAAUUACAAGAAUCAGUUAUCUUACCUUUAACCGAACCCGAACUUUUCACAGCACAUCAAUCAUUGAUUCAAUCACCAAAAGGAGUAUUAUUCUAUGGACCACCAGGAUGUGGUAAAACCAUGUUAGCUAAAGCUAUUGCUAAAGAAAGUGGAGCUUAUUUUCUUCUGAUUAGAAUGUCAACAAUAAUGGAUAAAUGGUAUGGAGAAAGUAAUAAAAUAGUUGAUGCCAUAUUUUCUUUAGCUAACAAAUUGCAACCUUGUAUCAUCUUCAUUGAUGAAAUCGAUUCAUUUUUAAGAGAUAGAUCAUCCAAUGAUCAUGAAGUGAGUGCUAUGUUAAAAGCAGAAUUCAUGACUUUGUGGGAUGGUUUAUUAUCUAACGGUAGAAUUAUGGUUAUGGGAGCUACUAAUAGACAAAAUGAUAUUGAUUCUGCAUUUAUGAGAAGAUUACCCAAACAAUUCUCCAUCGGUAAACCAGAUGCCAGUCAAAGAAGAUCAAUUUUAAGUAAAAUCUUAAAUGAUAGUAAGUUAUCAUCUGAUUUUGAUAUCGAUACUAUUGUUAAUCAUACAAAGGGAUAUAGUGGUUCUGAUUUGAAAGAAUUAUGUAGAGAAGCUGCAUUGAAUUCCAUGAGAGAUUUCAUUAAAUCCAAUUAUGCUGGAGGUAAAAAGUUAAAUACCAAUAAACCCGAUGUAAAACCUUUGAAAACAUCAGAUUUCUUGAAAAACUUAUCUGGUAGUAUGAUCUCAUCUUCAAUCGAUUAA